Messenger RNA from Gymnodraco acuticeps, 18843 nucleotides. RefSeq names its product obscurin, cytoskeletal calmodulin and titin-interacting RhoGEF a (gene obscna). The record is from RefSeq and is a predicted model, not a curated record. The coding region runs from base 251 to 18772 and encodes 6173 amino acids. The transcript has 75 exons. Gene Ontology annotation, biological process: protein phosphorylation. NCBI's taxonomy places the organism in Eukaryota, Metazoa, Chordata, Actinopteri, Perciformes, Bathydraconidae. Gene Ontology annotation, molecular function: guanyl-nucleotide exchange factor activity; protein kinase activity; protein binding.
CUCUCCAACCUGGGCACGCUCUCCUCUGGCUAAACGUUUGUUGUUAAUCUUAAAGGCUUUGUGAGACACAAGACGAGCCUCGGACACGUCUGUUGCCAUGUUGGAUGUUUUUAUCCUAUUUUUCUGGUGAGGGAGUUUUGUUUUUGUGCAACAAGAGGACAUGCAAGGAUUUAUUCUUUCUAGAAACUCAAAGUUGAAGUUAUAAUAACUUUGGUUAAAAGCAAACAAGAUUCCCAAUCACACUAAGAGAAUGCCUGGAGACAUGGGAGAUACAAUACCUGGAGGAAUAGUAGCUGCUGCAAAGAACCGUCUGCAGGUGGUGAAGGGCCUGGAGGAUGUGGAGGUGUCUGAGUGUGAGAGCUGCUCCUUCGAAGUGACCCUGAACCUGGCCUUCAUCGAGGGCGUGUGGUCCAGAGAUGACAUGCAGCUAAAGUCCAAACCCAACUGGCGCAUCAGCACACAUGGGAAGAAACACUCGCUGGUGCUGAGCCGCGUGGCUUUAGGAGACGCAGGCUUUUUCUCUUUUGAGGCCAACGGCGUUCAGACUGCAGGCAGACUCAGUGUCACAGCUCGGGACAUCCACAUAGUGAAGGAGCUGGAGGAUGUUGACACGAUGGAGCGUCAACCUGUGAACUUCCUGUGUGAGGUCAACCAGGAGGAUUUGGAUGGUCGGUGGUACAGAGACGACUGCCGAAUCCGACCUGGGGACAACGUUAAGACCAAUCACCACGGUAAAACUCACACCCUGUUCUUCAAGUCAGUCCGACCAGAGCAUGCUGGAGAGAUCAAAUUCACUGCCGAGCGAGUCUCAUCCUAUGCGACUCUCACAGUCAAAGAGCUCCCAGUCGUGAUAGUGCGUCCUCUGAGGGUGAAGAUAGCCAUGUAUCGACACCGGGGUCUGCUGGAGUGCCAGGUGUCCCGGCCCAAUGCUCAGGUCCGGUGGUACAAGAACAGUAAGGAGCUCGUUCCCAGCAGGAAGUACCAACUGAUCAGCCAGGAUGUCUACAGGCAGCUAACCAUCGACGACGUCUGCUCUUCAGACGAAGACACCUACACCUGUGAUGCAGGAGACGACAACACCUCCUGUCAGCUGCUGGUGGAGGAGCAGGCGAUCAGCAUAGUGCGGGGGAUGAGCUCCGUGGAGGUGAUGGAGCCGGAGCCCGCGCUGUUCCAGGUGGAGACCAGCCUGAAGUCAGGGAGGCCCCCCCGAUGGACCCUGAACGGGGAGGUGCUGGAGGCGUGUUCAGCAGUGAACAUCGACAGGCAGGGCACCGUGCACAGCCUCUGCCUCACCUCCACACAGAGCUCCAUGUCGGGCCCCGUGCUCUUUGUAGCCGGAAAGAGUCGCUCCACAGCGCAGCUUACAGUCAAAGAGCGUCCUCUUGAGGUUGCCCACCCCCUGGAGGAUGUGGAGGCGAAGGAGAAGAGCUCUGUGACUCUGAGCUGUGCGUUUGCUCCGUCUCCCCGGGUGGUGCGCUGGUUUAAAGGCCGCACGGCUCUGAAGACCUCCAACAAGUACAGCAUGAAGAGGGAAGGGAAACGAGCGCACCUGACCAUCCAUGGUUUAACAGGGAUAGAUGCAGGACAGUACCGCUGCAUGGCCGGGGGCUCACAGAGCACAGCGCAUCUUAAAGUGGAAGUGCGUAUGCUGAAGCUGGUAAAACACCUCGAGCCGGUGGAAAUCGAGGAGGAGGGCAACGCCACGUUCUCCUGUGAGCUGAACUACGUGGUUGCUAACGUGGAGUGGCUCCUAAACAACGUUCGCCUCUACUGCAACGCCAUCAACAGGAUCCAGCACAUGGGCACCAUGCACAGCCUCACUUUCAAGAAGCUGCGGCCACAGGAGAGCAGGGUCACCUUCAAAACAGGCCUCCUCUCGGAGACUACCACCUUAAAUGUCAAAGAGCGCCCAGCCGUGUUCCUGAGGUCUCUGGAGGAUGUAGUAGGAGAAGAGCAAGGGGAGGUCUGUCUGCAGUGCGAAAUUUCCAAAGAUACGGUGACCCCUGUGUGGAGGAAAGAUGGUACAGUCCUGACCGCUGAUGAUAAACACGAGUUACUUCAGUUUGGGAAAUCCAUGGCAAUGAUCAUCCACUCCCUGAGCAAGGAGGACGCUGGACAUUACACCUGUGAUCUGGGAACCAGCCAGACCAAGGCCAAAGUUACUGUGCAUGACUUACACAUCACUAUUGUUCAACGCAUGAAGACAACAUCUGUUCUGGAAGGCGAAAUCUGCACCUUUGAAUGCAACCUCUCUCAUAACGUCGAUGAAGAACCUUUCUGGACCAUUAAUGGCCAGGUGGUAACCGACAGCCGACUACAGGUUAUCAACAAUGGUCGUAACUAUAAGAUGACCAUAAGAGAUGCUAUGCUAACGGAUGCUGGCGACGUGGUCUUCACAAUUAAGGAUCUAAGCUGUAGGACCAUGCUCUUCGUUAAAGAGAAGCCAGUGCACAUCUUCAGGGACCUGUUGAACGUCAAAGCGGUACCGGGCGAGGACGCAGAGCUGAGCUGUGAGAUCACCAAACCAGAAGCCACCAUCCGUUGGCUGAAAAAUGGCCAUUUCAUCCGACCGAGUCCCAAGUAUGAGAUGAGUGUAGAGAAGAACUUGGCACGAUUGGUGAUCAAGAACACCACCAUCAACGACUCUGGAGAGUACUGCUGCGAGGCCGACGGCAUUGCCACACGGGCCAAGCUGGACAUCAGAGAACUCCAGCACACAUUUGCGAGGGAGUUGAGGGAAACACGAGCCGAGGAAAAGGGAAAAGUGACUCUGGACUGUGAGACCAGGCAGCCGGCCAAGCGGGUGACCUGGCUGAAGGGCAUGGUGGAGCUGAGGUCCGGCAGGAAGUACGUCAUCAGGCAGAAAGGCGUAUUACUGUCUCUGACCAUCACCUGUCUGGAGAAGUCGGACAUGGAUAUUUACACGUGUGACGUCGGUACCAUGCAGAGCCGAGCACAGCUGACUGUGCAGGGUCAAAAGGUGUUGAUCCUGGAUGAAUUGGAGGAUGUUGAGUGUCUGGAAAGCGACACGGUCACGUUCAGGUGUCGAAUUUGUCCCAGUGACUACAUCGGGGUCAAAUGGUAUCUGGACGAGACUCUGCUGUACACCAACGACCUCAACGAGAUCCAGAUGGUGCCCGGAGGAUACCACACCCUCACAUUUAGACAACUCGCCCGCAAAGACACCGGCACCAUCUCGUUUGCAGCGGGGGACAAAAGAUCGUACGCCUCGCUGUUGGUUAGAGAGAGGCGUCCAACCCUUAUUAAAGCGCUGGAAGACUGCGAGGCAAUUGAAGGAGGGGGGUUGGUUUUAUUUUGUGUGGCCUCCAAGCCGUGUCACAUCCUGUGGUACAAAGAUGGCUGCCUGAUGUGGAACUCCUCGAGAUACGCCGCCAGUCGUUCAGGCUGCGAAGCACGACUGACGAUUCGGGAGGUCUGCAACAGCGAUGCCGGGGUCUAUGAGUGCAGCGCUGGAUCGGUCACCACCAGGGCUGUCGUCACGGUCAGAGCCAUCCCCGCAGAGUUCACCCAGGGUCUGGAGCCCGUGGAGGCCAGAGAGGGGGAGACGGUGACCCUGAGCUGUGAGUACUCUCUGCCUGGGGUCCCGUUCCACUGGAAGAGAGGCUUAGAGAGCCUCAGGCCUUCAGACCGGGUCCUGAUGAAACAGAAGAAGACCCUCAUCACCCUCACCAUCAAAGCCCUGAGGCCUGCAGACUCAGGAGAAUACACCUGUCAGUGCAGAGACCACCGCACCACGGCCAGCCUCAAAGUCCAGGCCAUCCCCAUCACAUUCGUCCAGCAGCUGAAGAGCAUGCAGGCGGAGGAGGGGAACAACGUGCUGCUGCGCUGUGAGCUGUCUAAACCUGGAGUUCCUGUGGAGUGGAACAAAGGACACGAGCUGCUGAAGAACGGAGUGAAACACCAGAUGAAGAGGAGAGACACCAUGCUGGAGCUGCUCAUAUGGAAACCUGUUCCCGAGGACAGCGGGCUCUACAGCUGCGUGUGUGCCGACCAGAGGACGUCCGCCACCGUCAAAAUCAACGCUCUGCCGGUCACGUUUAAGCAGAAGCUGAGGAGCGUAGCGGUGGAGGAGGGAGGAACGGCGGCUCUGCGCUGCGAACUGUCCAAACCCGUUCCCUUUGUGGAGUGGAGGAGACGAGGCAGCGAGGUGCUGACCCACGGAGAGAAGUACCACCUGAGGCAGAGAGACGUCCUGAUGGAGCUCAGGAUCUUUGACGUGACGCCGGAGGACAGCGACAUCUACACCUGCAUCUGUGGAGACAUCGAGAGCACCGCCACGCUCACCGUCAACAUUGUCCCCGUGACCUUCAGGCAGAAGCUGGGGAACGUGCAGGUGGAGGAGGGUCAGAGCGUGUCUCUGAGCUGUGAGCUCUCUAAGGCGGGGGUCUCGGUGCAGUGGAGGCUGGCUGGAGAUCUGCUGCAGAGCGGGGAGAAGUUCCAGAUGAAGCAGCGCGAGGCCUGCGUGGAGCUGACCAUCAGAGAGGCCGAGCCCGAGGACAGCGGCGUCUACAGCUGUGUGUGCAGAGAGCAGAAGACCAAGGCCACCGUCAAGGUCAUCGCGGUUCCCGCCACAUUCAGAGUGAGUCUGAAGGGUGUGGAGGCGGAGGAGGGCAGCAGUGUGACUCUUCGCUGCGAGCUGUCCAAGAAAGGCGUCCCGGUGCAGUGGCAGAGAGACGCUGAGCUGCUGUCAGAGCUCACAGGUCGAGGGAAGUUUCAGAUGAACCAUGAGGGGAAGGUGGCUCAGCUGACUGUCCUCCAUGUGCAGCCAGAGGACGCAGGGAGGUACAGCUGCUCCACAGGAGAGGAGAAGACCUGCGCCGAGCUCAGAGUCAAACCUCUUGCGGUGACGUUCAAGCGAGAGCUCGUGCUCCUGGAGGUGAAGGAGGGGGACGGAGGGGUCUUCUGUUGCGAGAUCUCCAAACCCGGAGCUCCUGUGGAGUGGAAGAAAGGCCGAACGGCACUCAAACCUGGAGACAAAUACGAGAUGAAGCAGGAGGGACCUUUCACUAAACUCAUUAUCAACAGCGUGGAGGAGAGCGAUGCUGGGAAAUACACCUGCAUGACCAAAGACAGCCAAUCCACCGCUGAGCUCUCCGUCAGAGGUUCACCACCGAGCUUUAAGAUGCUGUUGGUGAGUCAGGAGGAGACGGAGGGGAACUCUGUGGUUCUUCGCUGUGAACUCAACAAACCCGCCUCCUGUGUGGAGUGGAGGAGAGGAGGGGAGCUGCUGAGGAACGGGGACAAAUACCAGAUGAAGAAGAAGGAGCUGCAGGUGGAGAUGAGGGUCGCUGACAUCACUCUGGACGACGCUGGAGAUUAUAUCUGUUCAUGUGGAGAACAGAGCACCACAGCUAGGAUCUCUGUGAACGAGCGGCCCGUCAGGUUCCUGCAGGAUCUGAAGAACGUGCAGGUCCAGGAGGGGAACGCAGUGACGCUCAGCUGCGAGGUCUCUAGGGUCUCUCAGGUGCAGUGGAGCAGGGGGGCCACGCUGCUGACCCCCGGGGGGGAGAAACACCUGAUGAAGCAGAGCGGAUCCACCCUGGAGCUCCACAUCAGGAAGAGCCAGCCAGAGGACAGCGGCUCCUACAGCUGUGUGUGUGGAGAGGCCAGUACCACAGCUAUUGUCAUCAUCACCGCCAUCCCGGUGACGUUCAAGCAGAAGUUGAAGAACCAGGAGGCGGUGGAGGAGGGCGCUGUGACGCUGCGCUGCGAGCUUUCAAAAGCCGGCGUCCUUGUGGAGUGGAGGAGAGACGCUCAGCUGCUGAAGGAGGGGGAGAAGUAUCUGAUGAAGCAGGAAGGCCGGAUCGCUGAGAUGCAGAUCAGAAACCUCAAACUCACAGAUCUGGGGGAGUACAGCUGCUCUGUGGGCACCGCUGUGACCUCCGCCGACAUCAAAGUCAGAGAAAUCCCUGUCACCUUCAAAGUGGAGCUGGAGGAUGUGGAGGUGAAGGAGGGGGACAGCGGGGCGUUCUGCUGCCAGAUCUCCAAUCCUGGAGCUCCGGUGGACUGGAGGAAGGGAAGAGUCGUCCUGAAACCUGGAUAUAAAUACGAGAUGAAGCAGGAGGGACGUCUCACUAAACUAAUCAUCAACAACAUGGAGGAGAGCGAUGCUGGGAAAUACACCUGCAAGACCAAAGACAGCCAAUCCACCGCUGAGCUCACCGUCAGAGCGCCUCCCAUCACCUUCAAGACGAAGCUGAGGGCCCAGCAGGUGGAGGAGGAGAACAGCGUGACUCUGAGCUGUGAGCUUUCUAAACCCGGCCUCACUGUGGAGUGGAGGAAAGAUCAGGAGCUUCUGAAGAACGAUUUCAAAUUCCAGAUCAAAAACAGAAACAGCAGCAUGGAGCUGACCAUCAAAAACUCCCAGCUGCAGGACAGCGGCCUCUUCAGCUGCUCGUACGGAGACACCAAAACCAGCGCCAACGUCACCAUCACACCUAUCCCGCUCUCCUUUAAGAUGGGUCUGAAGAACCAGGAGGCUCCUGAGGGAGGAAACGUGUCCCUGCGCUGCGAGCUGUCCCGGGCGGGGGUCUCGGUGCAGUGGUGGAAGGCGGAGGAUCAGCUCCAGCAGGGGGGGAGGUACCAGAUGACCCUGAAGGAGAAAACCGCAGAGAUGCACAUCAGAAACGUCCAGCCGGAGGACGUGGGGGAGUACAGCUGCGUGUUCGGGGAGCAGAAGACCACGGCCGAGGUCAGCGUCAGAGCGGCAGCGUCCGUUUUCUUCGAGAAGGAGCUGGAGAGCCAGGCGGUGAUGGAGGGGAAACCUGUGCUGCUGUCCUGCCAGGUGUCCAGCGCCAACGUCCCCGUCACCUGGAAGAAAGAUAACGCUGUCCUGGAGGCAGAAGGGCGGUACAUCGUGAAGAAGAACGGCCCCACACACACUCUGGAGAUCAAGAAGCUGCUGCUGGAGGACGUAGGAGAAUACUGCUGCAUCUCCAGAGGAAAGAAGACCUCCGCCAAGAUCAUCGUCAGGGCUCCCUCUUCCUCCUCAGAGCGCGUGCGGGUGGUCUCGGAGCUGCAGGGCAUCACGGUGACGGCGGGCGAGGACGCCGUGUUCGAGUGUGACCUGACCCACGCCGAUGUGAGCGAGGGGGUGUGGUGGCUGGGCCAAAGCCCCCUGCAGAGGAACGAGAUGAACCAGAUGACGGUUCGAGGCCGGCAGCAGCGCCUGGUGCUCACCAUGACGACGCCCGACGAGACCGGCAUUGUGGCGUUCGUGAUCGGGGAGGAGAAGACCUCCGCACGACUGCUGGUGGUUCCCAAAGCAACAGUUUUGUUCGAGGAGAAGCCCAAAGACGUUGUGAUAAUGGAAGGAGAGUCGGCCACUCUGUCCUGCAUGAUCUCUGAUUUCACCUCCCCGAUCACCUGGACGCGCAACCACAUCCCGCUCAGAGACGGAGAAAAAUACGAGAUCCGUAAGGAGGGAAAAAUCAACCUGCUGAUAAUCCGUGAUGUGGAUCCUCUGGAUACCGGCACUUACUGCUGUGAUACAGGAGAUGACCAGAGCAGCGCCAAACUCACUGUAACAGAGCUUCCUCCUUUCUUCCAAGAGGAAUUACAGAGUGUGGAGGCUGAGGAGGGAGGAUCAGCCUCUCUGUACUGUGAGCUGUCCAAACUUGGAGUCCCGAUUCAAUGGUUGAAGAACAGGCUGCCACUGAGAGGCAGCAGGAAGUACGAUAUCAGGCAAGAUGGCUGCCUCCUGCAGCUGCACAUCAAGGAUCUCAAACCUGAAGACAGCGGCAGCUACACAUGUCAAGCAGGAAGUGCAGAGACCACUGUGACUGUGACAGUGAAAGAGCUGCCUCCAUUCUUCAGGAAAGAAUUAAAGCGUGCAGAAGCUGAUGAGGGCGGAUCAGCCUCUCUGUGUUGCGAGCUGUCUAAACCUGGAGUGUCAGUGCAAUGGAAGAAGAACAGGCUGCCACUGAGAGCUAACAGGAAGUAUGAGAUUAAACAAGAUGGCUGCCUCCUCCAGCUUCACAUCAAGGAUCUCAAACCUGAAGACAGCGGCAGCUACUCGUGUCAUGCAGGAAGUGCAGAGACCUCUGCUACUGUGACAGUGAAAGAGCUACCACCAUUUUUCCAAGAAGAACUUCAGAAUAUAAAAGCUGAGGAGGGAGGAUCAGCCUCUCUGUGUUGUGAGCUGUCUAAACCUGGAGUGUCAGUGCAAUGGAAGAAGAACAGGCUGCCACUGAGAGCCGACACAAAGUAUGAAAUAAAACAAGAUGGCUGCCUUCUUCAGCUCCUUAUUAAAGAGCUUUCACCUGAGGACAGUGGCAGCUACUCAUGUCAAACAGGAAGUGCGGAGACCACUGCAACUGUGAUGGUGAAAGAGAUUCCAGUAUUUUUCAAAGAAGAUUUACAGAAUAUAAAGGCAGAGGAAGGAGGAUCAGCCUCUCUGUGUUGUGAGCUGUCUAAACCUGGAGUGUCAGUGCAAUGGAAGAAGAACAGGCUGCCAUUGAGAGCCAGCACAAAGUAUGAAAUAAAACAAGAUGGCUGCCUUCUUCAGCUCCUUAUUAAAGAGCUUUCACCUGAGGACAGCGGCAGCUACUCAUGUCAAGCAGGAAGUGCAGAGACAUCUGCGACAGUGAGAGUAAAAGAGCUCCCUCCAUUCUUUAAGGAAGACUUAAAAAGUGUGGAAGCUGAGGAGGGAGGAUCAGCGUCUCUGUGUUGCGAGCUGUCUAAACCUGGAGUGUCAGUGCAAUGGAAGAAGAACAGGCUGCCACUGAGAGCUAACAGGAAGUACGAGAUGAAACAAGAUGGCUGCCUCCUCCAGCUGCACAUCAAGGACCUGAAACCUGAAGACAGCGGCAGCUACUCAUGUCAAGCAGAAAAUGCAGAGACCUCUGCAGCAGUGACAGUGAAAGAGAUUGUACCAUUCUUCAAGGAAGACUUAGAAAGUGUGGAGGUUGAGGAGGAAGGAUCAGCCUCUCUGUGUUGUGAGCUGUCUAAACCUGGAGUGUCGGUGCAAUGGAAGAAGAACAGGCUGCCACUGAGAGCUAACAGGAAGUACGAGAUGAAACAAGAUGGCUGCCUCCUGCAGCUGAACAUCCAGGAUCUCAAACCUGAAGACAGUGGCAGCUACUCAUGUCAAGCUGGAAGUGCAGAGACCUCUGCUACUGUGACAGUGAAAGAGCUCCCUUCAUUCUUUGAGAAAGACUUAGAAAGUGUGGAGGCUGAGGAGGGAGGAUCAGCCUCUCUGUGUUGUGAGCUGUCUAAACCUGGAGUGUCAGUGCAAUGGAAGAAGAACAGGCUGCCAUUGAGAGCUAACAGGAAGUACGAGAUGAAACAAGAUGGCUGCCUCCUGCAGCUGCACAUCAAGGAUCUCAAACCUGAAGACAGCGGCAGCUACUCGUGUGAAACAGGAAGUGCAGAGACCUCUGCGACUGUGACAGUGAAAGAGCUUCCACCAUUUUUCCAAGAAGAAUUGCAAAGCACAGAGGCUGAGGAGGGAGGAUCAGCCUCUCUGUGUUGCGAGCUGUCUAAACCUGGAGUGUCAGUGCAAUGGAAGAAGAACAGGCUGCCUCUGAGAGCUAACAGGAAGUACGAGAUGAAACAAGAUGGCUGCCUCCUCCAGCUGAACAUCAAGGAUGUCAAACCUGAAGACAGCGGCAGCUACACAUGUCAAACAGGAAGUGCAGAGACCUCUGCUACUGUGACAGUGAAAGAACUCCCACCAUUCUUCCAAGAAGAGUUGCAAAGCACAGAGGCUGAGGAGGGAGGAUCAGCCUCUCUGUGUUGUGAGCUGUCUAAACCUGGAGUGUCAGUGCAAUGGAAGAAGAACAGGCUGCCAUUGAGAGCUAACAGGAAGUACGAGAUGAAACAAGAUGGCUGCCUCCUGCAGCUGCACAUCAAGGAUCUCAAACCUGAAGACAGCGGCAGCUACUCGUGUGAAACAGGAAGUGCAGAGACCUCUGCGACUGUGACAGUGAAAGAGCUGCCACCAUUUUUCCAAGAAGAAUUGCAAAGUGUGGAGGCUGAGGAGGGAGGAUCAGCCUCUCUCUGUUGUCAGCUGUCUAAACCUGGAGUGUCAGUCCAAUGGAAGAAGAACAGGCUGCCACUGAGAGCUAACAGGAAGUACGAGAUGAAACAAGAUGGCUGCCUCCUACAGCUGCACAUCCAGGAUCUCAAACCUGAAGACAGCGGCAGCUACUCAUGUGAAGCAGGAAGUGCAGAGACCUCUGCAACUGUGACAGUGAAAGAUCUCCCUCCAUUCUUUGAGAAAGACUUAGAAAGUGUUGAAGCUGAGGAGGAAGGUACAGCUAUACUUUGUUGUGAGCUUUCCAAACCUGGAGUGUCAGUCCAAUGGAAGAAGAACAGGCUGCCACUGAGAGCUAACAGGAAGUACGAGAUGAAACAAGAUGGCUGCCUCCUUCAGCUGCACAUCAAGGAUGUCAAACCUGAAGACAGCGGCAGCUACACAUGUCAAGCAGGAAGUUCAGGGACCACAGCUACUGUGACAGUGAAAGAGCUCCCACCAUUCUUCCAAGAAGAGUUGCAAAGCACAGAGGUUGAGGAGGGAGGAUCAGCCUCUCUGUGUUGUGAGCUGUCUAAACCUGGAGUGUCAGUGCAAUGGAAGAAGAACAAGCUGCCAUUGAGAGCUAACAGGAAGUACGAGAUGAAACAAGAUGGCUGCCUCCUCCAGCUGCACAUCAAGGAUCUCAAAUCUGAAGACAGCGGCAGCUACUCAUGUCAAACAGGAAGUGCAGAGACCUCUGCUACUGUUACAGUGACAGAGCUCUCACCAUUCUUCCAAGAAGAAUUGCAAAGCACAGAGGCUGAGGAGGAAGGUACAGCUAUACUCUGUUGUGAGCUGUCUAAACCUGGAGUGUCAGUCCAAUGGAAGAAGAACAGGCUGCCACUGAGAGCUAACAGGAAGUACGAGAUGAAACAAGAUGUCUGCCUCCUGCAGUUGCACAUCAAGGAUCUCAAACCUGAAGACAGCGGCAGCUACUCAUGUCAAGCUGGAAGUGCAGAAACCACUGCGACUGUGACAGUGAAAGCUCUAGAACCAACUCCACCAAAAGUAGAGCCUCCCACUAUCCUUCCCCGGGCUAAGGGCACUGUUUCCAAACCAGCUUCUCCUCCAGACAACCAGAAGCCUGGACUCCCAGAAGCCAAACCUGUUCCUCCAGAGCCCAAAAAGAGAGCUGCUAGGAAAGCAUCCAUCACAAGUUUAGACAAAGAUGUGGAGCCAAUGUUUGACAUUAAACAGGGCGUCCAACCUGCGAGAUUGUUGGAAAAAGUUGUCUGUGCAACACAGAAUGUAACACAACUUGAGAAAGACAAUGAAGUGUACAAGAAGGUCGACGAGGCAAUGAGACAACUGGAGAAGGAGGAUGGGGUUGACAGGGAGGUGGAAGAAAAAGCAAUGCCUUUUGAGAUGGAGAAAGGUGUAUUUGUGGAGAAGAGACAACCAGGAACGCGUUCAGAGAAAUUAGUUAAGGUUGAACACAAUGUGGCUCAGUCAGACACAGUUCUAGGAGACGCUGUAUUUGACCAAAAAGAAAAGGAAAAUGAAGUUGAACAGAGCUUAAAACAAGCAGGAAAGCCUUUGGAGAAAACAAGUGAAGUUGAGAGGAAGGUACGACAUCCAGAAAAAGUCCUGUGGAAGAACAUUGAGGAUAAAAAACAGCCUGUGAAACCUAUGGAGAAGUCUAUUGGGGAUGAAACACUUAACGUGCUAGAAGAGAAGUCUACAGGACAGAAGGUCAAAGUAGUAGAAGAUGAACUGUUCAAACCACCAGUUAGAUCUAAAGUGAAGGUAGCAGUAGGAAAGGAACCACUUGGAUAUGAUAUAAAGGAGAGCAUUGUCCAAUCAGUUAAACCUACUGUAAAUGACUCUGAGGACGACCAAAGAGAUUUGAAACAAGUGUCCACAGAGGCAGAGCAAGAGAAAAAUACACUUAAACUAGUGCCUUCUGUAGAUCAGCUGGAGAAACAAUCAUUAGCACAACCAGUAAAGACUUUAGAAAAAGAAGCCCCUCCAAAACCACCCGCAAGGAUUAAAAGCAAAUCAAAGGGGGGAAUGGAAAAGCAAUCAUCAAGGGACACGGAGACGGAUCAAGACGAGCGUACGAUGCCAAGAGUUGUGGUGAAAACAACAGAUGAUGAUCGGCCAAUGAAACAGUCUUGGAAAAAAGAGGUUGAAGAGAAACCAAGAUUGGAGAGGAAACUAUCUUCAGCUAAAGACACUGAGAUUGUUGAGAAGCUUAAGCAACCGGUGAAGGACGCGGAGAAGGAUGCAAACGCCAAGCAACCGAUUAAACAACCAGUAAAACCAAUGAGAAAGGAACUGGACCAGGAAAUUAAACUGGCAGUCGAGCCGAUAAGAAGGCAAGAGGAUCGACAAACGACAAACGUUUCAGAAGGAAUUCCUCUCCUCUACAUUUCUGAAGAUGAAACGUUCUCAGAGGCUUUGACCGAGAUACCAUCGAACCACAGCAUCGUCCACCCUCCUGUCUCUUUUGUUGAUGGGUCAACCCAGCCUGCUACUCUUCCUCCAAUUACAGUACCCCAGAAAGAACAGCCACCAAAUGAAGACUCCCAAGAAAUGGACAUCAGUGUUGAGGAUGAACCCCAAAUGCAAGAGGCUGCUGUCAAGAUCCAGGCAGCCUUUAAGGGCUUCAAAACCCGCAGAGACAUGCGACCCGUCUUCAAAGAGGUGUUUAAGAACCAGAGUGCAGAUCUUCAUGAUACAGUCACGCUGGUGUGUGUUGCCGAAGGAAAAACAAGCAUGGCGCGCUGGCUGAGAAACGGACAACAAAUAAUUAAUGAUCAGCGAUGCCGUGUUGAGACCACAGAGGAUGGUGUUUGCACUCUUGUGAUCAAGAACCUGACCCUGAUUGACAGUGGGAUCUACACAUGCGAGGUGGUGAAUAAGUUUGGUAUGACCUCAUACAAUGGAAACCUAACAGUAGUGCCGCCUCAGAGACCUGCUCCGAUAAACCAGAAACCUGUUCACCCUCUGCUUGCCGCCAUAACUCCUCUGCAAGUCGCACCGCCGAAGCCUGAGGCAGAAACACAGACUCAGGAUCUUCCUCAGACUCAGGACCUUCCUCAGACUCAACAUCUUCCUCAGACUCAGGUUCUUCCUCAGACUCAGACUCAACAUCUUCCUCAGACUCAGGUUCUUCCUCAGACUCAGACUCAGGAUCUUCCUCAGACUCAGGAUCUUCCUCAGACUCAAACCGAGGUACCGUCAUCAGGUAUAGAUGCUGAAAACUAUGUAGAAAAUGAGAGUGUCUCUCUGUGGGAGUCCUAUAAUCUGACGGAGCAGGACUCUCAAAGGAGACUACAGGAGAGGAGAGGAUCCUCGCUUAUUGCUGCCAGCUCCAUGUCCAGUCCUUCGGAUUAUGACACGGCUCCGGAUAUGUUGGAACCUGUUGAUUCUGGUCCAGAUGUGCCAAGUUUCAGAGAAGUGACCAAAGCAGUCGAUCAAGCAUCUCCAAAAGAUGAUAAAGAACAGAUGGCUCCUACACCACUUCCCAAGACUCGACUGAAGUUCAAAGGUGGUCAUGAAAGUAAGAUGAGGGCACCGUCUCCCAAACACCACCGCACUCACACACCUCUCACCAGCACCGUCUCUGGAUCAGAGUCAGAGGGGGAGGAGGACAGACGAGAGACUUUUGAAAUGUACGUGGCUCGAGCUGACUGCAGUCCAGACUUUGGGAAUAAGGAGAGUUUUGUUCUGAAGGAGGGUCAGUUUGUGGAGGUUCUGGACUCUGUUCAUCCCGACCGCUGGCUAGUGCGGACCAAACCCACCAAAACCACCCCCGCCCGACAGGGGUGGGUGUGCCCCGCAUAUCUGGAGAAGAAGAGGAAGGAGACCUUCCCUCAGCUGAGAGCCCCUCAGGAGGAUCUCGAUGGGAUCGGGUCGACAGGAGAAGAGUACAGGAGAGCUCUGAGCCAACUGAUCCAGGGCCUGAUUGAUGGAGAGGAGGAGUUUGUGAAGGAGAUGAAGAUGUUCACCUCUCACCAGCUUCAGUACCUGGAGUCCAGCCGACACGUCCCCGUCAACAUCCUGAACCAGAAAGAGGUCAUCUUCAGGAACAUCAGGGACAUCGUGUCUCUGCACGAGAGGUCCAUCCUCCCCCGGCUCAGAGACUGUUCCACAGACGACGACGUGGCGAUGCUUCUCCUGAAGAACGCUGCAGACUUUGAGAAGUAUCUGCACUAUCUGACGGGACAGACUCAAGCUGAGGCCUGCGUCUCUGACAAGACCGUCCAACAGUACUUUAAGGAGCUGCCAGAAUCUGGUGAGUCUGACGCUCCUCUGAUGGACGUCCUCACGUUCCUGCAGAGACCAGUGGAGAGGCUCCAGACGUACCAGGCUCUCCUCAAGGAGUUUAUAAAGAACAAGGCUCGCAGUGGUCAGAGCUGCUGCCUGCUGGAGGACUCCUUCUCUCUGGUGUCCUCUCUGCCCUGGAGGUCAGACAACCUGCAGCAGGUCUCUCUGAUCCAGAACUACCCGGCUCCUCUCAUCGCUCUGGGGGAGCCCGUCAGACAGGGCGUGUUCACGGUGUGGGAGGAGUCUCCAGAGGUGAAGGCCGCCUCCAGAGGACACCAGAGACAAGUGUUCCUCUUUAAAGAGUGCAUCGUGCUGUGUAAACUGAAGAGAGACUCCGGUGUGAGCAGCGACUCCUACACCUUCAAGAACAAGAUGAAGCUGAAUGACGUGGAGGUGAAGGAGGCUCUGGGUGAAGAUGAGAGGUGUUGGGGUCUGUGGCACGAGCACCGGGGGUCCGUGAGGAGGCUGACGCUGCAGGGCCCCCCCGCGGUGAAGCUGUCCUGGCUGAAGGACGUGAAGGAGCUGCAGCAAAGGGCCAGUCUGCCCGGCAACAGUCCUCCAGUGUUUGAGUCUCUGCUGUCUGACUGCACCUCAAAGAUAGGAGAGACCAUCAAACUGACCUGCAGGGUCUCAGGGUCGCCCAAACCGGAGGUCAGCUGGCUCAAAGACGGCCUCCCUCUGGAGGACGACCCCCGUCACAUCAUCUCCUCUGAGCGCUCUGGCGGCUGCACGCUGGUCCUGGACAGCCUCUCCUCGGAGGACUCGGGGCAGUACGCCUGCUACGCCUCCAGCUCCAUGGGCAGCGCAGGGACUCUGGCCAAGGUGGUGGUGAGGGCUCCACCCAGGUUUGUGUGUCGGCUGGAGAGCGCCUGUCUGAUCGAAGGAGAAGACGUUCAGUUCACCUGCUCCACCCUGACUGCUCCUAUACCACGGAUACGGUGGAUGAAAGAUGGCAGAGAGCUGAGCGAUCAGCAGAAAUACUUGAUCCUGAACGAUGCUCGGAGCGGCAUCUUGUCUCUGACGGUCACCACGGCAACGGAGGCAGAUAUCGGACAGUACGAGUGUGAGCUGUGUAAUGAGUUUGGCUGUGUGAAGUGUAAAGCCGGUCUCUGCCCAGUUUACGUCCCGCCGACCGACAUUGAGGACGACCGGCCGCAGGACUUACCUCCUAAAGGUAGGACAGAGCGACACGCUGCAGGUAAAUAUCCUGCACUCAGGGUGCAUCAUGGGAAAGAAGCACAUGCCAUUGUUCACAUGAUCUCUCCCCUUCUGAUCCCGUCACCACGUCUUUUUACCUCCCAAAAAAAACACAAAUUCCACUUUCAACCACUUAUCCAUCUGAUCCAGUACAUUUUGAGAUUUUACUCAUUUUCCCCUUUUUUCAUUUCACACACAAUUACAUCAUACUUCAAACUACCAUACCAAGUGUCCCUUGAUCCCUGGUAUUUAAAUAAGUGUCUUACCCUUAAAUUCUUUCUGAGUAGAAGUUUUGUUUCUGUAGACGCAGACUCAGAGGGUUGGUCCGCUGCCUUUGUGAAGAAAUGGCUGCAGACUGAUUUCAGCCCCACCUCCAUCGCUAAGAUGCUCUUCCCCCCCGAACACCCUGAACAAGCUGAAUGUUCUGAAGAGGCUGCCCCCCCCUCGGCCUCUGUGGGUCAGGUGGUGCAGCAGCCGCCUCUGUACCUGGAGGAAGAGGAGGAGAUCUUCAUCUCAGAGCAAAUGCAGGAAAUGACAGAUGCCCCCCCCUCCAUCCAGGUCCCAGCUGAGGAUCUGAGUGUAGACCCCGGCACAUCGGCUACAUUCACUGCCAUCAUCACAGGAAGACCCUCCCCUAAUGUGCAGUGGUACAAGGAUGGAGAGGAGCUUGCAGCUGAUGACAAUGUGCAGAUAGUUCAGCACGGAGCUCGUUUCUCAGUGACCAUCGUGUGUCCUGAGGGCGAGGACGGAGGCUCCUACACCUGCUUCGCCUACAACGAAUCCGGACAUGCUUCAUGCCAGGCGGAGCUCAACGUGGAGGAAGGCCCUCUGGAGAGUCAGGAGCGAGAGACGGAGCUCGGGAAGAGGAGGAAGUUAUUCUCCGUCUAUGAUGUCCACAAGGAAAUUGGAAGGGGAACCUUCGGGGUGGUGAAGCGUGUCGUCCACAGACGGACGGGGGAAGUGUUCGCUGCUAAGUUCCUCCCUGUGAGGAGCAGCACUCGGACCAGAGGCUUCCAGGAGAGAGACCUGCUGUCCCGCCUGGCGCACCCCCGAGUCGCCUGCCUGCUCGACUUCUUCUGCACCCGACGCACUCUGGUGCUCAUCACAGAGAUCUGCUGUUCUCAUGGACUUCUGGACCAUCUAUUACUGAAAGGAUCCGUCUCAGAGAAAGAGGUUCAGUCUUACAUCCAGCAAAUCCUGGAAGGAGUCGGUCACAUUCACAGCAUGAACAUCCUGCACCUGGACAUUAAACCUGAUAACAUCCUGAUGGUGUAUCCGCCCAGAGAUGAGAUUAAAAUCUGUGACUUCGGCUUCUGCCAAGAAAUAGACGCGUCCCGACACCAGUACAGUUUGUUUGGUACUCCGGAGUGUGUGGCCCCUGAGGUCGUUCACCAGGAACCAGUCACUGUUGCCACGGAUAUCUGGUCUGUGGGUGUUCUAGCGUAUAUCUGUCUGGUGUGUCGCUGCCCGUUUGUGGGUGAGACGGACCGGGCCACCCUGCUGCGGGUGGGGGAGGGGACGCUGAACUGGGACGCCCCCGAUGUGACCCACAGGAGCCCCGAGGCCCAGAGCUUUCUCCACAUGCUGCUACAGCCAGAUCCAGAGAAGCGACCCUCGGCCUUUGAGUGCUUGAGCCACGAAUGGAUCCAGGACGAACAUGCAGGAGAAGAUACGGAUGAAAUCAACACAAGGACUUUGAAAAUGUUCAUCUCCAAACGGAAAUGGCAGCGUUCCUUGACCUCCAUCGGGUCGGUCCUCACGCUGAGGCUGAUCCCAGAGCUGCUGGACGCUCCGCUCAGAGAGACAGCGGUGACGGUGCCGCGGGAGCCGCAGGAGCACAGCAGCUCCUCCCCGAGCAGCGGGUCCUCCUCCGAUUACGAUGAGGCCGACUCCUGGGACUGUUUCCAGCACUACAGCCCCACGGAGGAGGAGGAGGAGGAGGAGGAGGAGGAAGAGGAGACCGAGGAGGAGUACGAUCCUUUCCCAGAGCGAGAGCAAAUCCCAGAGUCUUAUCCCAAAUGCCACCUGGAUGAGGAGGAAGAGGAGGAAAUGACGUUAGGGGAGGAGGAAGAGGAGGAUGUGGAGUUGUUAGGACGGAGGAGUGUUUUCGAGAGGAGUGUCAGCAGGCAGUCGGUCGCUUCCUCGGACGUUUCCUCCCAACACACUCCUCAGAGAGAGCGGAGGUUCAGUAAGGACAGCAGUCAGUCCCUCUACCUGUCCGAUGGAGAGGAAGGGUCAGGCAGUGAUGGGGGUCGAAUCCCUCGUGGCAGCGUCAUCCGAAGCACCUUCUACAGCACCUCCCAUCAGCUGUCUCCCAUGUCCGCCAGACACAUGACGCUACGGGACAAAUUCCAGGCCAAGAAGCAGGAGAGGGGCCGCAAGCCUCUCCGGAGAAGCCUGUCCGGACGCCUGAACGAGCCUCUCAUCGAGUACGUGGAGGACGACCCGGAGACAAACCGUGGGCAGAGACGGGGGUCCGUGCAGCCCACCAUGCAGAAGUCCUGCUCCUUUGAUAGCGGGGUUAGCCUCCCCCACGCUAACGCCCCCCCUCACAGGAGGAGCAGGUCUCUGGACGAGUAUUCCCGAAGAUCUCCGAGCUCACCGAAGCCGGAUGAGGAGGAAGAAGGGUCUCAAAGUCUGAAGGAGGAUUUGGAGGAGGAUUUGACCGAUGAUGAAGCCACUGGGAGGAACUUGUUGGCGAUCCCGAGUCCUCAAAGACCCCCGAGAAGACGAGGCUCCAUCGCUCCGGUACAAAGUCGGUCUUCUGUUCCCUUAAGCUUCAUCGCUGGGAACAGAAGGACGCUGGAUCCGUAUCAGCUACCCCGGGAAACCUUCGCCGGUUCCCAAGGGUCUCUGGCCGAAUCGUCUCUUCCGGAGCACGGUGGCUCCGAGUCCUCAAGUCGACUUGGCUCCUAUGAAGAGCUCAGCCAUGGUCUUAUGAGAGGAGGAAGAUGCAGAUCUGGGGAAAGUGAAGGGUACGACGAUCAAGGAGAGCCUCUGAUCCCCCCGUCGCCAUCUUCCUUCCAGGAGGUUAAACCCAGGAGUUCGUUCCCUCAAGCUCCACCACGAAAUCGCACCCGAUCCAACCCUAAUUAUGCGGUCAAAUCCCAGCGAGUCCCAGUCCCAGCCUCUCGUCUCUUCAGGCUCCAGAGAGGCCCCCCAGAUCCAGAGACAAGAAAGAAAGUGGGGGUCUCCAGAGACAUGCAUCUGAUACAGCUCUGGAGCUCAGACCCCCGACGGGAAAGUCGCCCAAACUGGGUCUGCUGAAGAUCUUCCGCAGGCAGUCGUGGACCGGACACUCGUACUCUCCGCUGGACAACCAGGCGUUAGGACCCACG